AUGGAGACUCUCUUUGCUCCUUUGGAUCUUCAACUUGGCAAGAAACUUUGGAACGAAUGUUCGACAUCAUCUGCACAUAAUGGUCCUACCAUUCGUCUUCCCAGUCUAUUUGCACUUCCAGUCUCAGCUACUUCGAAUAGCUCCAUCAAAAUUACCACUUCAGAGAGGUCACCGCGUAUUGUGACUAUGAGCGAUUUACUCAGCUCUCAACUUUCACCACUGAAGGAAAAAACAACCAUGCGAUUGCCAUCCAUUUGUACCAUGAUAAACCAUGACGCCAAUUCACGAGAUUUGACGCAUGUCAGAAUACACAACAUAAAUCUUGACAUGCAACUUCAAGACAUCAAGACAGCAUCGCCACGACAACCUGAGUUGAAACUCGAGAAUCUUCUGGCUGACACGAAUACGAAACAGCUCGACAAUUUCGAUUUAGCACAAAAGAAUCGAUCAAUUCUUCGUUUUGGAAAUACCCAGCCGAAACGCAAUAGUAAUGCCAAGCUUUGUGGUAUGACGGACUGCAUGAAACGUGCUAAAGCUGGUGGCUUUUGCAUUGCUCAUGGUGUCACGGCGGAGGCAAACGCUGCACUGUCAAAGGAUGUCCAAACGCCUCACGUAAAGAUGGAGUUUGCUGGAGUCAUGGAGGCAAACGACUGUGCAAACUUGAGGGAUGUGAAAAAGGCCCUAAAUCUGGUGGCUACUGCUGGAGGCACGGUGGUAGGAUGA
Molecule: messenger RNA, 723 nt
Organism: Plasmopara halstedii
Lineage: Eukaryota; Oomycota; Peronosporomycetes; Peronosporales; Peronosporaceae
Exons: 2
Coding region: 1-723 (240 amino acids)
Source: RefSeq, a predicted model, not a curated record